AUGUCCUCCGAACUCAGGUAUACCGCAAAUACGCAGCUGGAGCACCUUCACGCUCGGUAUACCGGAACAGGACAUGCGGACUUGACGAAGUAUGAAUGGUUGACGCAUCAGCACCGGGAUACGCUGGCGUCCAUCGUCGGGCAUCCCACGCUCACGUCCUACCUGGCCAUCGCUGACGGUGAGGCCAUCGGACGAACCAAGUUCGAGAUGACCGAGCGCAUGCUGCAGCCUUGUGGUCCACCACCGAAGAAAGACGAGGAUUAG
Pleurotus ostreatus (oyster mushroom) is the source of this 264-nucleotide messenger RNA. It is a transcript of the gene SF3B5, whose product is annotated as Splicing factor 3B subunit 5. Gene Ontology annotation, biological process: mRNA splicing, via spliceosome. The transcript is spliced from 6 exons. NCBI's taxonomy places the organism in Eukaryota, Fungi, Basidiomycota, Agaricomycetes, Agaricales, Pleurotaceae. The record is from RefSeq and is a predicted model, not a curated record. The coding region runs from base 1 to 264 and encodes 87 amino acids. Gene Ontology annotation, cellular component: precatalytic spliceosome; U2 snRNP.